Messenger RNA from Aureobasidium musti, 612 nucleotides. The record is from the annotation of a GenBank genome assembly. NCBI's taxonomy places the organism in Eukaryota, Fungi, Ascomycota, Dothideomycetes, Dothideales, Saccotheciaceae.
AUGAAGGAUUUGAUGGAAUACUCUCAGAAGAACGAACUCCGUCCCCACGACGCCAUGAACCAGAUGGUCGCUCAGAUCGAGGAGCAGCAACAAUUCGGCCAGCCCCAAAACAUGGUCCCCAACCCCAUGCAGCCAAACCACGCUCAGAUGGCUUUGCAAAGAAACGGCAUUGUUCAGCCUCUGCCUCAGGGUGCUGGCACGCCCAGCCAGGCCCACAUGCAGUUGCCUGGCCAAACGCCCAACUUCUCUUCGCCGUCAGUUCCCCAUAUGAAUUUGCCGAUGCAGCACCUGAACGGGCAACAGAUGAUGGCUAUGAAUGGCUCACCUCACAUUGCACACCCGGGCUUGCCCGGUGGCUCUNUGAUGGCUCCCAACCACAUGAUGGGACAGAUGCACCACUCGCCGAGCCCGAACAUGGGUCCACCAAUGAUGGUGCCGCAGCACUCGCAGCAAGGCAACAACCCAAACAGUGCGCAUCCGUCAGCAUCGACAAGUCCGAACUUGAGCAGUAAGCGUCGGCGCUCACAAGUCAAACUCGAAGGCGAUGAUAUGGGACUCGAAGGUCCACCUUCACAACGCAUGAAGCCUAGUCCAGGCCUCAAGAAGAAGUGA